AUGUCCAUCGGUCGAUACACAAGACUCGAUGAGAUCGGCCGAGGGAGCUUUGCAACGGUCUACCAAGGUAUUCAUACUAGGUCCAAAACGUUUGUAGCUAUCAAGUCUGUCGACAUGUCAAAACUCAACCGGAAGCUUAAAGAGAACCUUUCCUCCGAAAUCGAUAUCCUCAAGGGCCUACACCAUCCUCAUAUCGUCGCUCUCAUCGAAUGCCAUGAUACAACUUCGCAGAUCCAUCUUGUCAUGGAGUACUGUGCUUUGGGUGACUUGUCACUCUUCAUCAAGCGCCGUGACGGAUUGGCAACGCAUCGAUACACCCGAGAGAUGAUUACAAAGUACCCGAAUUCACCGGGUGGCGCCUUGAACGAGGUCGUAGUCCGUCACUUCCUGAAGCAACUCAGCAGUGCACUUAAGUUCCUCCGAGAUCGAAACCUUAUCCAUCGAGAUAUCAAACCUCAGAAUCUUCUGCUGUGUCCAUCACCAUCUUCGUACCGGAGCGGCAUGGCACAGGUAAUUCCAUACAAAGGUAGCGAUAACUCAUAUGAACCGACAACGGGUCUAGCAUCACUACCCAUGCUGAAGAUUGCGGAUUUUGGGUUCGCUCGCUCCCUCCCGACGAAAUCUCUAGCAGAGACCCUUUGCGGCUCUCCAUUGUACAUGGCUCCUGAAAUCCUUCGGUAUGAAAAGUACGAUGCCAAAGCUGAUCUCUGGUCAGUUGGUACAGUGCUGUUUGAAAUGGUAGUUGGGCGACCUCCAUUCCGGGCAACUAACCAUGUAGAGUUGCUCCGGAAAAUCGAAAGGGGAGAUGAUCGAAUUCGAUUCCCGGAUGAAAACCCAGCCUCCGAGGAAAUAAAGAAGUUGAUUAAAGGACUUCUCAAGAGGAACCCCGUGGAGCGGUUGAACUUCCCUGAAUUUUUCAACGACCCUGUUAUCACUGAGCCCAUCCCGGGGUUGGUAGGUGAUGAUCUUCCCCCAAGUCCUCCGAGUAACCAGACUCCGGGCCCCGAACCCUACAAACCCAAUAUCCCAACGAGUCAGCCUGAAUUCUUUGAUGCGAAAUCCGACCAAGAUUCCCCCUACCUUGCUGACCAAGAGGGGCCUAUGACGUAUCCUCCUCGCCGGCCACAAAUCCAUCGUCAAAAAACACAAGAGGCUCCGAUAUCUUCCUCGCCACUGCGCAGGGGAAGCGCGGACCGAUCACCUGGUCUGUCCCGAGAAGGCGCAAGGGAGAAUUACCAGCCUUCCCGCCCCAGUCCGGUCACCCAUGCAACAGCCCCGGGUCGUCAAGAGCUGGUGGAUCGACAUGCUUCAGCGGCUGCAAUGGAGCGUCAGCGCAGUCGAAAGACAUACUCCGGAGCCAAUCGGCCAACCGAGAGCGACCGGGCUCAAGAAGAGCGUGAGAAAGCUGCGCAGGAAGUUGCUUUUGAGAGAGAUUAUGUGUUGGUCGAGAAGAGAGCAGUUGAAGUGAAUGCGUUUGCCGAUGAGCUGGCUCAUAGCCCCCGCAUUCAGGGCGGGUUUUCUCGUGGACCGACUGGCGCCGUGUCUCGUCGUGCAACUACGCAAGGUCUCCCCACGGUCUCCUCUACCUCGCCUCAUGGCGGAAAUCAGUCCAAGGCUGUUCAAGUCGCUGGAAAUCGCACCCGAGCGGACUCUACUCAUCAGCGCCAGCAUUCAUACGAGCGCCGGUAUGGACAGAGCCCGACCUCCGCUACAUCGGCCAUCUCGAAGGCCCUCAAUAUGGCGAGUGGCCGUCUUUUCGGCAUGGGAUUCUCGCCUCCCAUGGCCAUUACUAAAGGAGGCCGUUCGCCACCUCUUGCUUACAACCCGUAUCCCGCGUAUCCAACCCAAGCGAGCCUGAUGCUGCCAGGAGAGAGUCCGAAAACCAAUCUGACGACCGAAGAGGAUUACAAAACCGUUCAAGCAAUCGAAGACUCUGCGACUCGCAGUGAUGUCGUCUAUGGGUUCGCCGAAGUCAAAUAUAAGCAGCUGAUUCCGCUUGCACCUUCUUCACAGAUGGAUUCAUCCGAUCGACCUGCCAUCUCUGGUGCUACCGAUAAUGAAGAUGAUGGCCUCACCGUCGAUGCGAUUGUGACCCUUUCCGAAGAAGCCUUGGUUCUGUACGUCAAGGCCUUGGCUUUGCUAGCCAAAUCUAUGGAUAUUGCUGGUACAUGGUGGUCGCGGAAAAACCGUGAAGAGAUAUACGGUGACUCGCCUCGGAGCGACACCUCCACUGCUAUAGCUGGCAACCGCAUCAAUAAUGUGGUCCAAUGGGUGCGGAGCCGGUUCAACGAGGUCCUGGAAAAAGCCGAUUUUGUUCGCCUGAAGCUCAUUGAGGCACAAAAGCGGCUUCCCUUGGACCACCCCAGCCACCCCGAUAACUACUCGAUGGGCUACACCGCCGGGUCAUCUAGCUCAGCAGAUGUCGUUGUCAGCCCAGGCGUCUCGGCUGGACGGUUGAUGUUUGAUCGUGCUCUGGAAAUGAGUCGAGCGGCGGCUAUCAACGAGCUCACAAGCGAAGAUUUGGCUGGAUGCGAGAUUGCAUAUGUUACUGCGAUCCGUAUGCUGGAGGCCGUGCUUGAAGACGAUGGCACCCAGUCGACCUCGAAUGAUCAACAGGGCAGCUUGAAAGGUAGCGAGAAGUCUUCAUUGGACGACUUGCAAGGCGAGGAUCGGGAAACUGUGGCUAAACUUAUAUCCAGUAUGCGUGGUCGCCUCGCCUCCCUUCGAAAAAAGCUCUCUCAUCUUGCCAAACGAUCCUCUGCUCCAACCGUGAGCAGCGGUCGCCUUCCUCCCUCCAACCUGGCGCCCACCCCCCAUGCUACGGGAGCAACGCCUCCACGUUAG
Molecule: messenger RNA, 2844 nt
Organism: Penicillium chermesinum
Lineage: Eukaryota; Fungi; Ascomycota; Eurotiomycetes; Eurotiales; Aspergillaceae
Gene: atg1
Product: serine/threonine protein kinase ATG1
Exons: 3
Coding region: 1-2844 (947 amino acids)
Biological process (GO): autophagosome organization; autophagy; protein autophosphorylation
Cellular component (GO): autophagosome; cytoplasm
Molecular function (GO): protein serine/threonine kinase activity; ATP binding
Source: RefSeq, a predicted model, not a curated record